ACACAAUACGGACUUAAAGUGAAACCCCUCACGCAACUCGUCCGUGUCUGCGGCGGUGUCCUGUGCGUCGCGGCUGCUUGGGACGUCUCUCACCUUUACGCACGAGACGGCGCGUAAAGAACGGCGCGUUUGGUGACAUUUUAUCCUCGGCCACAUACACCUGUUCCAGAGGUAGAUCCAGGCUCAUGGCACACUUGUCCAUGUCCCACUUCAUGGAGCCAGGUGAACGGUAAUUUGUUAUUGGAAUAACACGCGUGGACUGCUUUACUCAUCAUGCCACCCAAGAAAAAGGGAGAGCGUCACGAUUCGGAUUUCGUUGAGGAAAGAAAUGCCCAGGUGCAGCUGGAGAAGGCCAAGUACAAGCCUGUUGCGUUCGCCGUUCGUUGCAACUUCUCUUACACUCCAGCAGACGACGACAACGUCCCCGUACCGGGUCAGGCCGUCACCUUCGAGGCCAGAGACUUCCUGCAUGUCAAAGAGAAGUUUAACAAUGAAUGGUGGAUCGGACGGCCUGUGAAGGAAGAUGGUGUGGUGGGCUUCAUCCCCAGUCCAGUCAAUCUGGAAACCAUCCUCAUCAGAAGAGAAGUGCAGGCGAGGAAGGCUGCCAAGGCCUUAGCCAAUAAAGCAGCAACUCAACCCGCUCAAGAUAUGAACUCAAAGAAAUACACUCCUCCCUCACAAGCUCAGAUCCAGGGCGAGGUGGAGCGUAUCUUUGAGCUGGCACGCAGCCUGCAGCUGGUCAUUCUGGAUGCAGACACAGUCAAUCAUCCUCUCCAGGUGGCUAAGACCUCUCUGGCUCCAAUCCUCGUCUACGUCAAGAUCUCCUCACCAAAAGUGUUGACCAGACUGAUCAAGACGAGAGGGAAGUCUCAGACCAAACAUCUUAACGUUCAGAUGGUGGCAGCAGACAAGCUCGCCCAGUGUCCGCCAGAAAUGUUUGAUGUUAUCUUAGAUGAAAACCAGCUAACAGACGCCUGUGAGCACAUUGCUGAUUACCUGGAGUCUUACUGGAGAGCCACUCAUCCGCCAGAAAUGGAGCCUGCCAACGCACUGGUGGCACAGCUGGCCGAGAAUACAUUGCCCAUCAAUCCUACAGGAUUGCCGGAUGAGCAGAAGAACAAAAAGUCAGCAGCCCCCAAGAGGAAGGGUUCCCGUGAGAACCACCUAGACCAGGAUCCCCCUUCAGCCCAGGCCCAGGAGCAGAGGGGUGAGGGGGGCCAAAGAGAGGAGGAGGAGCGGCUCCUGAGGACUGAACCAAAGAGAUCCCAGCACACCCACCACCAUCACCAUCACCACCACCACCGUCGGAUGGAGCACCACAGUAACACCCAGCACAGCCAGACACCCGGUGGCAUGGAAGUACAGUCCAGCAGGGAUUACAGCCAGAGGCCUCCCCGCAGGCACCUGCACGAGGAGAGGGAGGAGGAGGCGGAGGAUCCAGUGGAGGAGGACGAGGAGGAGGCUCGCUACAACCACAAGGGCCACAACCACCACCAUCAUAACAGCAACCACCAGCAUCACCACCACCACCAUCAGCAUCACCGUGGCAACAGUCAGCCACACGUCGAAGAGGACUAUGAGCAGGAGCACAAUGAACGCAAUCGGCAGCACAGGCAUCACCAGCACAUUCCACCGCGGACACACCACGCGGAUCACUAUCCUGUACAAAACCAACACAACUACCAUCAUCACCACGGCAGAGACAGAGAUAGAGAAAGAGAGAGAGAGAGAGACAGAGAUAGAGAUAGAGACAAAGAGAGGGAUAGAGAAAGACACAAGGACAGGGAAAGAGACAGAGAUAGGGAUCGAGGUAGAGACAGAGACGCAAGACAGUGGCACAAAGAUUCUUACGCACACUCAUGACUUUUUGUCUCGACUGUGGAUCGGUGCAGGGUUUUAUGCUGCUCAAGUUUUAAUGCACUAAUGGACAGGGCGGAAUGUGUCAUCUUUGUAGAAAAUGUUUCUCCUCAUGUUGUUUGCCACACUCACACACACUUUGUCCCUGUUUCAUUUUCUUUGCUAAACAUAAUUUUAGCACUUGUAGGGUACAGUUUGUCUCUGUGUGCAUUUUUGCACAAACAUUAUUCAAAAUGAGGCUGCAUCUAUUAGCUCAUGAAGUAUUCCGGUUUAAAAUAGAGCUGCAUUUAACAAUUAUUUCCAUUAUCAA
This is a messenger RNA of Paralichthys olivaceus (Japanese flounder), 2167 nucleotides long. The record is from RefSeq and is a predicted model, not a curated record. Lineage: Eukaryota; Metazoa; Chordata; Actinopteri; Pleuronectiformes; Paralichthyidae.